AUGUCCUCUUCUCGCUCCAAUAUCUCCAUUAAAGCGCUUAUCGCCUUCUCAACUGAGAUAUUUGUGUACAUGGAUUGUACAUCGAAACUCAUCAACAGGUCCGACCCCAGUAAUACCGUCAAGAAUUCUUAUGAAUUUUCACAAAGGAUCAAGAACAUUGGGUUAGUGUGGUUGGAGCUGUUGAUGAGAUUCAAUGUACAACCCAUGUACACAAACAUCUCAGGUAAGAAGGCAAUAAGCGCCAUAAUGGAGAUAUUGCAGCGAAAAGAGGAUAUCCUGGAAGCAGAUGGUGUGGCCUUUUGCGUGGUCGCAGCCUCCUUUCCUUGUAUAGAAGUUGUUUAA
This is a messenger RNA of Protopolystoma xenopodis, 342 nucleotides long. Lineage: Eukaryota; Metazoa; Platyhelminthes; Monogenea; Polystomatidea; Polystomatidae. The record is from the annotation of a GenBank genome assembly.